AUGUCGUCCAAGAGAGUCCCCUUGUCGAACAAUCCCCAUGCCGUCAAUUCUCCAUACAGAUCCGCCGCUGGAGCUGCAUCCAAGCCAAAGCGAGCCUAUGCCACCAUCCAACGCGAAGAGGCUUACGGCCAGCCUCCACCUGCCAAAAAGCAGAUGCUCGACAAUCACCCAACUCUAAGGACCCCACCUCGGCAACAAAUUACUCAACCAUCGGCGGAAGGACGGGUAUUUACUCGGAGGUCGAAUAUCACCCAGCAGUCGGCUUUUGAGCGAAAGCUUGUGGCGGCACGGGAGAGACCUCAACAGGUCAUCACCAAGGUGGAGAAGACAUCAGAGGAGAACUUGGAGACAAUCAGACAAUGGCAAAAGCACUAUCGGAAGAUCUUCCCGAACUUCGUGUUCUACUUCGAAAGUGUACAGGAGGAUGUUCGCGUUAAGUGUACGAAGCAAGUUAUUGCGCUUGGUGCACGCGAAGAGAAGUUCUUCUCUAAUGCAGUGACCCAUGUCGUAACGACCCGGACAAUUCCACCUGCUCAGCAGACCAGCUCGACUGAUACUCGCAUCACAUCCUCCACAAAUGAUUCUCAGUCCGGCCAGGCUCAGACUAUCAACCCUUCACUCCUUGAUCGAUCAUCAGAAUCAGCAAAUGAGCUGGGGGGCCGGACCAAGUUCACAUUUGACGCGCCGGUCAACAGAAGAACGGCAACCCACAGUCACGAUGGGGAGGUAAAGAAGCAGCAAGUACGAAAUGCAGAUGUUCUGUACAGAGCUCGGGAAUUGGGCAUGAAAAUUUGGGCACUUGAAAAGCUACAACGAAUGAUGACAACCAUGUUUGAUACAGAGACAGGAUACCAGGCCGCCCAUGGACACAACACCAGGAGUAACUCGGUAUCUACGACGAUCCCCAGAACGACUCGUCAGACAGAUCUCUCACAGCUCCUCCGUAAUGAAAGAAUCAAUGGGCCUUCUGACCGAGAUCCUACGGUCGCCACCAAGGAAAUCACCUUGUUCAAGGGUCCAUUUAUUUAUAUCCACGAUAUUGAUGAGAAGCAACGGCCGAUAAUGGUUCGAGAAUACAGCAAGGUAGCUAACAAGGAACAUGGUGACUGGCCUCAAUUUCGUAGCGUUGCCCAUGGCAAAUGUCCGUUUGUCGAGGAAGUCGAUAACAGCCGACGAGAAGCCGAGAAAGAAGACAAGUUGAGACUUCAAAGGCAACAGGAGAAGGAGAAGGCUAUGAUUCCCAGGACACGCGCCGCGGCCGCAUUUCAGGCCGCUAAGAUGCAGCCGCCAAAAGCUAUCACUGGCAAACGGACUCUAUCCGAAAUGGACAGUGCUUCGAAUCGCGGGGUCACUGUCUCAACCAAGCAAAUUAAUCCCUUUGCUCCAAGCAAUGGCUCUUUGUCUCACGACAUAGAUCAAGAAGCUUCUUCCAGAGGUAACGCUUUCGUAAGUCGGGCAGGUGUAGGCCGUUUGUUCGGAGGAGAACCUGUGGCGUCUGGUCUGCAACCUUCAAAUAUUACAUCGGCAAUUCGGUCCACAGUGAUCUCCUCAACAGCGGCCCAGCCAGGAGCUAAGGCUGGAACCAGCAAGGAGGUUCAUGGCCUCCAGAGAAAAGUCCUGGAAAAGAACAGUGGAGGGCCUGCAUCUUACAACGGUCCGAGCUCUCACCGUAUGACAGAUGCUAACGCCACCGCGAGAGAGGAAGCUGUGAACAAGCCCUCGAAGAUAAGAGGAAGGGACAAGCUCAGCUUGAUUGAAGAGGAUGUGAACCCAUCUGAGACUGAGCGGCAUGCGAGAAAGGUCGAGGCUACUCGGAAAGCCAGGGCAGCUCACCAGAGAAAAGUGCAGAAGCGGGAUCCCAAGCCUGGAUACUGUGAGAAUUGUCAGGACAAGUUUGAUGACUUUGACGAGCACAUCUUGUCCAGAAAGCAUCGCAAAUUCGCUGAGAAGCUAGAGAACUGGACCGAGCUCGAUGCCCUCCUAGGCCAAUUGUUACGACCACGCCGCCACAAGGAUGUGUGA
Molecule: messenger RNA, 2022 nt
Organism: Drepanopeziza brunnea f. sp. 'multigermtubi' MB_m1
Lineage: Eukaryota; Fungi; Ascomycota; Leotiomycetes; Helotiales; Drepanopezizaceae
Biological process (GO): regulation of cell cycle phase transition; positive regulation of nuclear cell cycle DNA replication
Cellular component (GO): Dbf4-dependent protein kinase complex
Molecular function (GO): zinc ion binding; nucleic acid binding; protein serine/threonine kinase activator activity
Source: RefSeq, a predicted model, not a curated record